AUGAAGCUGCCGUCGAGUUCGGGAGAUCAAGCUGGAGUUGCUGGACCCUCAAAGGGAGGGGAAGCCGGAGCUGCUAGAGUGCCCGAGAUGACUGCUGGAGUCGCCGAGAUGGCUGCUGGAGUAAACGACGCCGCUGCUGGAGUCGACGAUGCCAAAGGUUUGGGGAGGAAAGAUUUUAGGGCAAAGCACAGUAAUCUUAUGGGGUGUCGCGGGUUUUGGGAGAGCAAAGCACGGAGAAGGUGUCGACGGCGCCGGCGGCAAAGCUUUGGAGUUGCGUUCGUUUCUGAGAGCUUCGGCGAGUGUUUACACGGGACAGAGAGAGAAGGAGCAACGACUUUCAAAGGAAUAAUCGAGAAGGCCGCGGAGAAAGAACAUUGCCUGGAUCUCAUUCUCCGACUCGAUAACACGCCCAUCUUUGUGAGCCCUAGCUGUAGUUUCUCCUGGCGCUCAGCUCAGCCAACGCCGGUGGUCGCUGGCCGAGGCUAUUCUGCACUUAGUUCCUACGAGACUGGGCGAGCGAUGUUGAGGCACGUGGUGCGACAAAUGGUGCCGUUGUUUCGCAGCCGGCUGCAAAUUCGACGCUCUCAAUUUCGGCCGCUGAGUUCUGCCGGAGAUGUGCCUUCUCCUGAUGCCAUCCACAUGACGGAGAAUUGUGUGCGGAGAUUGAAGGAGUUGCAAACUACAGAGUCGUCCAAUGAGGGCAAGAUGCUGCGGUUAGCAGUGGAAACUGGUGGAUGCUCUGGCUUCCAAUAUGUGUUUUGUCUAGAUGAUAAGAAAGAUUCAGAUGACAGGGUAUUUGAGAAGGAUGGUGUUAAAUUGGUGGUGGACAAUGUCUCUUAUGACUUUGUCAAAGGAGCAAGUGUUGAUUAUGCUGAGGAAUUGAUCCGCUCGGCAUUUCAGGUGGUAACAAAUCCAAGUGCAGUUGGUGGCUGCAGCUGUAAAAGCUCCUUUAUGGUCAAAUAGCUGGAAGUUUUCUCACAGUUCAACUGUAGUGAGCAUACCGACCAUAUUCUUGUUUAUGCACAUUUUUAUCUUUGCCUCUUCCAAUUUUUGUAUCUGAGCAGCCAACAAAAACGUUAGUUUAAUUUUGUCAAUAUUAAAUUUGCUGACAACAGACAUCUGUUGUGGUCACAAUAGUUGUUGAUUUGCUCCCUAUGUAUAUCGAAAAAAAUUUACAAUAUGGUCUUUUCCAACACAACGAACAUGUGCAAAACAACACUAAAUAAACCGUGCAUAGAUUGUUUCUUUAUCUAAUCUUGUGCAGAUAAUGAUACAAUGCUUUCAAAUUUUGGUUCUUAGUUUGAGUCUUGGUGGUUGAUGGAAGCAUGCAAUUGAUGAUAUUUGAUGCUCAAGUAUUCCAGGUCCUAUUUUUUAUUCAUAUAUAAAUUUGAUCAGCAGUUUACAUUUUCACCCUUUAAUUGGAGAAUCACAUUACGUGACUAGGCGGUUGGGUAAGCACAAUAGACACAGGCCAUGUGGAUCAGUUAGGUCAAACUAGCCAGAUGAGUUGGGCGAACCUGGUCGACCACACAAAUUGGAUCAAGGUUAAUUAGGAUUUAGGUUUUAGGUUAUUUCUUAACCUUCAGACCCAAUCCCCUCUGCUUGCAUAUUAAUUGCAUAGUGAAGGACUAUAGUCAAAGUGAUGUUUCCUCCUUUAUAUUAAAUCGAAU
Molecule: messenger RNA, 1670 nt
Organism: Zingiber officinale
Lineage: Eukaryota; Viridiplantae; Streptophyta; Magnoliopsida; Zingiberales; Zingiberaceae
Exons: 6
Coding region: 1-963 (320 amino acids)
Biological process (GO): iron-sulfur cluster assembly
Cellular component (GO): mitochondrion
Molecular function (GO): iron ion binding; 2 iron, 2 sulfur cluster binding; 4 iron, 4 sulfur cluster binding
Source: RefSeq, a predicted model, not a curated record